CCCAAAAAUCUCUCUUUCUAUUUCUCUUUCUCUCUCUUUUUAUUUUUUAAAAAAAAACAAAAUAACAAGAAAAAAUUGAGCUUUCAGAAUCUCCGUCGUCUUUCGCCUUCCUAUCCAUUUUGGUCACAGAUCGUCGUUCUAGGGUUUCGUUCUUGUAUUAAUUUUGGAGCUGUGUUUGGAUUUUCGCCAUUGAUUUCAGUUUUUKCUAUCUGGAAAAGGGGGAAAAGAGGAAGAAUUUGAUGGUGCAGUUGAUGAAAUCCGGGAACCGUCCUCUGGAGCCGGAGAUGGCGUCGUUUCGCGACAAGAUACCGGUGAAGCUGGAGAUCGAGGACUCUCUUGAAGAGGAGCAUGGUCCGUUCCGCAAGCGAUCGAAGACGGCGACGGCGUCGGCGUUUCCACCGCAGCAGAGUGAUGGAACCGAAGAUUUUCCUGUACCGCCUUCACAAUAUAAUCCGCUUGAUGAGCCUAGCCCUCUUGGCUUGCGAUUGAGGAAGAGCCCUUCACUGUUGGAUCUAAUCCAAAUGAAGCUUUCUCAAUCAACUGCUACUUCAAGUGAUGUGGCGGAAUGUGAAAGCUUCAACUCUUCAAUAAUAAAGGAAAAUAAAGGCACUGCUGUUUCGGGCUCCACUGACAAGCUGAAGGCAUCAAACUUUCCUGCGACACUUCUAAGAAUCGGAGGUUGGGAGUAUAAAUCAAGAUAUGAAGGUGAUCUGGUGGCAAAAUGUUAUUUUGCUAAGCAUAAGCUUGUAUGGGAAAUUCUUGAAGGUGGAUUGAAGAGUAAAAUAGAAAUCCAGUGGUCUGAUAUCAUGGCCUUAAAGGCACACUGCCCUGAUAACGGACCUGGUACAUUAAAUGUGGUGUUGGCUAGGCAGCCCCUUUUCUUCCGGGAGACAAACCCUCAGCCAAGAAAGCACACACUAUGGCAGGCAACUGCUGACUUUACUGAUGGCCAGGCUACCAUACACAGGCAACAUUUUCUGCAAUGUCCUCAAGGACUAUUGAACAAGCACUUUGAAAAGCUAAUCCAGUGUGAUAUGCGUCUUAACUUCUUAAGCCGACAGCCAGAGAUAGUUUUGGAUUCACCAUAUUUUGAACGAAGGGUUUCUGUUUUUGAGGAUCCAGAACACCAAGCAGAAACUAGUAAAGGAUCUACUGUAUCUGUUCUGACAGAUGGUGCCUCACCAUCUACUCAGCAAUCAUCCUUGAAGAUAGAACAACAAGACUCUACUUGUACAACUGUAGAACAUCACUCUCAAGAAGCCCCAUCACCUUGCUCAGCCGAAGCAAGUGCAAAUUUUGAAGUUGGUAGUUCUAGAAGCCCAAGAAAUUGGGAACAAAUGAAAGUUCCUGGGCUCCACCCGUCCAUGUCGAUGAGCGAUCUCGUGAAUCAUAUUGGACACUGUAUUACGGAACAGAUGACAGCGGCAAAUCCAUCAUUUGCCAACCAAGGACCAGAAUACCAAGACAUUCUAGAGGAUAUUGCACAAUAUCUGCUUAAUGACAAUCAAUCUACAACUUCUGAUGAAAAAUCUCUCAUGAAAAGGGUGAAUUCUCUCUGUUGUCUCUUGCAGAAAGACACAACCAAUACCACGACUCAGAAUUCACUGUUCAAUGAUGAAAGCCGUGGCGAGGGACCCAAUGACAGGAAGAACGAUAAAGUCAGUAACAUAUUGAGAGGUGAUGUUAAAGCUUUUACAGAUGAUGUGAAAGAUAGCUCGGGUACCAAGCAGGCAGUUGGUAUGACUAGGAAGGACUCGUUUGGUGAACUGCUGUUGCAGCUUCCUCGAAUCGCUUCUAUCCCAAAGUUCUUGUUCAACAUCUCAGAAGAAGAUAGCGAAAGUUAAGUCUUUCUGUAACUUGUUACAGAAACUGGGGACUGGACGGUUUAAAGGCGGAUGACGAAAAUCCUCAUGGGAUUCUGAAAUAUAUAUUGAUGAAGAAUCCUGUAUGUGUAAUUGAUGUAUUUAGGCAUUUUAUCUACAUCUACAGCUGUUUUAAUUCUUUCCCCUGUAACGUUAUGAGACUGUCAGUCUUACAUAAGUUGUAAAUUGAAUAUCCGUUGGUCAAUUAAUCUAUUUUAGAGUUGAUACAAACUUUGAGAUAUAUAAAAUGAGCUGCACGUUUUGGAUC
Molecule: messenger RNA, 2130 nt
Organism: Momordica charantia (bitter melon)
Lineage: Eukaryota; Viridiplantae; Streptophyta; Magnoliopsida; Cucurbitales; Cucurbitaceae
Source: RefSeq, a predicted model, not a curated record